This is a messenger RNA of Akanthomyces muscarius, 987 nucleotides long. RefSeq lists its product as uncharacterized. The transcript has a single exon. The record is from RefSeq and is a predicted model, not a curated record. The coding region runs from base 1 to 987 and encodes 328 amino acids. Lineage: Eukaryota; Fungi; Ascomycota; Sordariomycetes; Hypocreales; Cordycipitaceae.
AUGACGGCAACGAAAAACAUUCUCAUCACCGGCGGUGCUGGCUUUCUCGGACCUAUCCUAGCUAGCAAGCUACUCAAGAACAGCGCAAACCGCGUGGUGCUCACGGACCUCAAGGCGCCGGUCCCGCCAAGGAGCUUCUCCGACGAUGAACGCUGUGUCUGCGUCGGCGCUGAUCUCACAGUCGGUGAUGAAAUCACGAGGCUACUCGCUCUCAAUCCCAGCUGGGAUGCCAUCUUCAUCUUCCAUGGCAUCAUGUCGGUGGGCUGCGAGGCAAAUCCCGCGCUUUCCACCAAGGUCAACAUUGAAGCAACGCAGGCUCUAUUGACGGCCGUUUCGAAACUACGCAAUGGCGACAAGAAGCCGCGUGUUGUCUAUGCCUCGACGCAAGCUGUAUAUGGGCCGCCGUAUACCACGAACGGGACCAUAACCGACGAUACACCAGCGACCCCCAUUGGCGUAUACGGCACGCACAAGCUCAUGAUGGAGGCCUUUGUCAACGACUUUCACCGUCGCGGCCUGCUGGACGCUUUUAGCGUGAGACUGCCGACGGUGACGGUUCGUCCCGGGGCGCCCAGUCGCUCGGCCGCAUCCUUCCUGAGCGGCAUGGUGCGCGAGCCCAUGGCCGGACUAGAGUGCAUCAUGCCGAUUGACGACCACGCGGCCAGACAGGUCAUCUGCAGCCCGCGCGUCAUGAUCGAGAAUUUCGUCCGGGUCAUGGAGGCGCCGAGCGACGCCAUGCCGGCGCACAUUCGCGCCGUAUACAUGCCGGGCAUCUCGGUGACGGUCGGCGACAUGGUCAAGGCGGUGGGUGCGGUGUGUGGUGAGGAGAAGCUGGCUUUGCUAAAGGUGGAAAGAGAUGUCGAAGCGGAGAGGCUGCUGAAUAGCUGGCCGCAGACCUCGGAUUUUGGGAAUGCAAAGAGGAUGGGUCUCGGGUUUGACUCUAGCUGCGAACAGAUUUUCCAGGAGUAUGUCGAUAGCUUAAACUAG